Salvia splendens (bonfire salvia) is the source of this 2704-nucleotide messenger RNA. RefSeq names its product E3 ubiquitin-protein ligase WAV3. NCBI's taxonomy places the organism in Eukaryota, Viridiplantae, Streptophyta, Magnoliopsida, Lamiales, Lamiaceae. The record is from RefSeq and is a predicted model, not a curated record. The transcript has 2 exons. Bases 433 to 2568 code for a protein of 711 amino acids.
CAAGGUCAAAAGCCACCCUCUCCCACCAAUCAAUGCACCCCACAAAGUUACAAAACACACCAGCAGAGGUCAGCUCAGUUUCUCUCCAUAGUCUCAUUUCAACUCCUCUCUUUACUCUCUCAGAGGUCACCACCAACAACACUGCCUCUCACUGCCCACUUAUAUAUUAAUCCUACUAGGAUUUUCUCUGAUAUAGAAGAAGACACUCAUCUCUCUCUUUUACCAGUCUUAUCCUUCUACUUUUCUUCUUCAAACAAAAUGGGGGGCUCAUGCUUAAGCUGAUUUUGUGAUUUUUAACCUGUUUUGAUAGAAUCCCAUUUCAAGAACCGAGCUUUUCCUUGGAUUUGGUUGGAAAAAAGGGGUUCUUGUUUUCCCUAUCUGAAAAAGAAAGGAUUUUUAGCUUUUUGGUGUGGCAAAGUGAAAGAAAUUGAAAUGGGGAGUAAAUGGAGGAAAUUGAAGCUCGCUUUUGGGCUGAAUCUGUGUGUGUACAGUCCCAGAAAUCAUGUGGCCGACAAUGAUGACUCGCCGCCGCCGUCACAGCGGCGCUCCGACGCCGCCCUUCUUUCUCCGCCGGGUGACUGGACAUCUGCUCCCACCACUCCCUCUUCCAAUAGGCUCAGAUUCUCCAAGAGUUUGAGUAGAUCUUCUUCCAAGAAGACUUGCUCCAUAUGUUUGGCGACGAUGAGGCGUGGAGACGGGCAGGCGAUUUUCACAGCCGAGUGCUCCCACUCCUUCCAUUUCCAUUGCAUUGCUUCAAAUGUUAAACAUGGCAACCAAAUCUGCCCUGUUUGCAGAGCAAAAUGGAAAGAGAUUCCUCUGCAAGGCCCAACCUUGGAGCCUCCAAAGGGUAGAGCAAGAACAAAUUCAGUAGAUUGGCACCACAACAAUGACUUCAUGACCGUGAUCCGUCGUCCACCCCCUGCUCGGUCGAACUCCUCGCGUAAUGCUGCCCCAUUAUUUCAGGCUCCCGAUCCAGCAGUCUUCAAUGAUGACGAGUCCCUGGAUCACGAGAUAGACUCUACCAAGAAGAGCUUAUCCGUCGUCUCUGGUGGUGAUGAUGAUCAGAGGAAAGUUACUGUCUUGACAUACACCGAGGUUCCAUCUGUUGCAAAGUCGAGCGUGUCAGACAGUUUCACCGUCUUGCUCCACCUGAAAGCUCCGCUCUCCAAUUCUUGGUACAAUGCUGCCAGGAACACCAAAAUCACGCAGACUCCUCGUGCUCCUGUGGAUCUCGUCACUGUCCUUGACAUCAGCGGGAGCAUGGCGGGGACUAAGCUUGCGCUGCUUAAACGAGCUAUGGGGUUCGUUAUACAGAAUCUUGGCCCCAAUGAUAGGCUGGCUGUCAUAGCCUUCUCAUCAACAGCGCGUCGCCUUUUCCCCCUCCGGAGAAUGUCUGAAUCCGGGCGCCAGCAGGCUCUGCAAGCUGUUAACUCUCUGGUUGCCAAUGGAGGAACCAACAUUGCUGAGGGGUUGAGAAAGGGGGCGAAAAUAAUGGAAGACCGGCACGAAAGCAACCCUGUUGCCAGUAUAAUCCUGUUGUCGGAUGGACAGGAUACAUAUACAGUCAACAGCAACGCGGGCAGCCAGAACUACCAGCUGCUGCUUCCAUUGUCCAUUUGUCCAGAUGAAGCCUCAGGUUUCAAGAUUCCGGUUCAUGCAUUCGGCUUUGGUGCUGAUCAUGAUGCAUCGUUGAUGCACUCGAUCUCGGAGAUCUCGGGAGGAACCUUUUCUUUCAUCGAGACCGAGAGCGUGAUUCAGGAUGCAUUUGCUCAGUGCAUCGGUGGCCUUCUGAGCAUCGUGGUGAAGGCUCUGAGCGUUAAAAUCGAGUGUGUUCAUCCGAGUGUUCGUCUUGGCUCACUGAAAGCUGGAAGUUACCGCAACCGGAUCUUGUCCAAUCAACGGAUAGGAACUAUCGACGUUGGAGAUCUGUAUGCAGAUGAGGAGAGGGACUUCCUGCUCUCCGUCAACGUUCCUUCCGAGACAUCAAGAAACGAGACAUCGCUGUUGAAGGUGACGUCCGUCUACAACGACCCCUUGACAAAAGAAUCAGUAUCCCUAGAAGCCAAGGAGGUCAGAAUCGAGAGGACCGACCUGGCUAGACGAGAAGACGUCUCAAUUGAAGUCGACAGACAACACAACAGGAUCCGAGCAGCGGAGGCCAUGGCACAAGCUCGAACUGCAGCUGAGAACAGAGACCUUGCCGGUGCUGUCUCCAUACUGGAGAACGUGCGCAAGGCUCUAUCAACAACCGUAUCAGCUAAGUCACGCGACAGGCUCUGUGUAUCACUCGACGCUGAUCUCAAGGAAAUGCAAGAGAGGAUGGCGAGCAGGCACGUCUAUGAAGCAUCGGGGCGGGCCUAUAUUCUCUCCGGACUAAGCUCACACUCAUGGCAGAGAGCGACAGCCAGGGGCGAUUCGAUGGAUGGUUCAAGCCUCGUGCAAGCAUACCAGACACCUUCGAUGGUCGAGAUGGUGACACAUUCACAGGCCACGUUGCUGGCUACCCCCUCGGCUCAGAGGCUACUCCGGCCAUCGUGGUCGUUUGCUUCACAACCGAAGCCAAGAUAGGAUAACAACUGGUGUUUCUUAGUCUAUUUGAUUGUUGGGGGUGGUGUAGAUAAAGGUAUAUGGUUUAUUAGCUUUGUAUUGUUGAGAUAUGAACUAUCCACUUUAAAUAUAAGAAUCUGCAAUGUUAUUCUGUUUA